GCACGUCCUUGUUGAAUGAAUAAACCUCUCCCUCUAUAUAUCUCUAUCUAUUGCGUUGUGUUGAGUUUGAAUCACUCAAACUGCGGCGAGACGACGCCUCCCUUGAAUUCAUAAACCAUCUCUGGUCUCCUCUCUUUUUCCUCCGCUCCGCUCUGCUCUGCCAGUCAACCGUCGACUAGCAGGCAGAUCUCUUGAUUUGGUCUUCUUCUCCGGCAGCGGCAGACUCCUUUCGUGCGUGUUGAGGGAAAGCCAAGGAAGAAACAGAAAGCGCGAUGAGCAACGGAGAUCAUGGCCAUGUCGAAUACCAAGAGGAGUACGUUGUGAACUCGCGGGGGAUGAGGCUCUUCACCUGCAGAUGGCUGCCCAAGAAACCAAUCCCAAAGGCGCUCGUCUUCCUGUGCCAUGGGUACGCGGUUGAGUGCGCGGUGACGAUGCGCGGCACCGGGGAGCGCCUGGCGCGAGCCGGGUACGCCGUCUACGGCCUCGACUACGAGGGACACGGCCGCUCCGACGGCCUCCAGGGCUACGUCCCGGACUUCCAGGCCCUCGUCGCCGACUGCGACGACUUCUUCACCUCCGUCGUCUUCCAGUACUCCCACGGAAACCAGACCUGCAGCAGGUUCCUUCUGGGCGAGUCGAUGGGCGGCGCGGUGGCGCUCCUCCUCCACCGCGCCCGUCCGGACUUCUGGACGGGCGCCGUGCUCGUGGCACCCAUGUGCAAGAUCGCAGAUGAGAUGAGGCCACACCCUGUGGUGGUGAACAUCCUGAGGGCGAUGACCAGCAUCAUCCCGACGUGGAGGAUCGUGCCCACGAACGACGUCAUCGACUCGGCAUACAAGACUCAGGAGAAGAGAGAUGAGAUCCGGGAAAACCCCUACUGCUACAAGGGCAAGCCACGCCUCAAGACCGCGUACGAGCUCCUCAAGGUCAGCUUGGACCUCGAGGCCAACCUCCUGCCCCAGGUGUCAUUUCCUUUCCUGAUCGUGCACGGCGGGGCAGACAAGGUGACGGACCCAUCGGUGAGUGAGCUGUUAUUCCGAUCGGCGGCGAGCCGGGACAAGACGCUCGAGCUCUACCCGGGCAUGUGGCACGCCCUUACCUCCGGCGAGUCGCCCGACAACAUCGAUGCCGUCUUCCGCGACAUCAUUGCUUGGCUCGACCACAGAUCCCCAACGUCGUCAGCGGAGGAGCUGUCGGAGAUGGAGCAGAAGGCCAGACACGACGACCACCCAGCUGCAUCAGGAACAAACUAAAUGCAAUGCAUAGCUAGCGUAGAAACCAAUUUAGAUUCACAUGUCAAUGAUACUAUACUAUCAUAGGUGCCUUAGCUACAGGAGUUCAACGAGAUCAUAUAUAUAUAUCGUCUAGUGUAUAAUUUACAUCACAAUUCAACCUACUGUUAUGUACGGCUUACUCCCAUAUUGUGGCCAAAUGGGUAGCCUCGGCCGGCCGUUAGCCAAGUGGGCUUUACCGAGCUAGCCCGCAUGCCAAGCAUUUGGCCUAAGCACGGCGCUGUUUUCGUGCUCUACACCCUCCACCACGUCCCGCCGGUGCUGCGUUCGUUCCGUCUCGCCGAUUUAUGUGUUAUUUUUUAUGUGAAAUGAUUUAGAUAUAAUCUAUGUGAUUUUCUAGAUAAAUUUAGAAUUUUUUUCAUAUUAUAUUUGAAAAAUUUUAUCUACCAUCGAUAGAAUUCCGAUAAAUCCGAUAAUUCUGUUUACUACUAACUUUCCAUAAACUUUUAUUAUCGAUAAAUUUUUCCUUGUGACACCCUCAUCGCCAACAUCUACCGCGACAAUCUCCGCCUGCUCCGGAAGCAGCGGCAGAGGAUGGACAGGGUGGGCGCCCGGUCGGCGACGGUGGAGGUGCGGUGGCGCGACGUGUGCGUGGAGGUGGUGCAGGGAAGCCGCUCCCCACCAUCUGGAACGCCGCCGUCUCCAACCUCCAGCUGGCGAGCAGCAUGCUGGGCUUCAACCGGCAGCAAGCGAGGAUCCGCAUCCUCGACAAUGUCAGCGGCAUCGUCAAGCCUUCGAGGCUGACGCUUCUCCUGGGACCCCCAGGCUACGGCAAAACCACCCUCCUCAAGGCACUCGCAGGCAAGCUCAACACCAAUCUCAAGGUAACAGGAGAAAUCGAGUACAAUGGCGUGAAGCUGAAUGAGUUUGUUCCGGAGAAGACGGCAGCCUACAUCAGUCAGUAUGACCUCCAUGUCCCUGAGAUGACUGUCAGAGAGACCCUCGACUUCUCUGCAAGAUUCCAGGGUGUUGGCAACAGAGCAGAAAUCAUCAAGGAGGUGAUCAGAAGGGAGAAGAGGCAGGGAUUACCCCUGAUCCCGAUAUCGACACAUAUAUGAAGGCAAUAUCUGCGGAAGGUUUAGAAAGGAGCAUGCAAAGAUACUACAUUAUGAAGAUCAUGGGACUUGACAUAUGCGCCGACAUAAUGGUGGGAGAUGCAAUGAGAAGAGGUAUUUUAGGUAGUGAAAAGAAGAGACUAACCACAGGUGAUUUUACAAUAUUUAGAAUUGUAUGAGGAUGAUGUUUUGUUAUCCAAACUAUAGUUCUGUAGGGCUUGAAUUAGAUACUACAAUUAAUUGACUAAAAUUCUUUAAUUUCUGAUGGAAUGCUAUACGUCAUUUCAGUUUCA
Phragmites australis (common reed) is the source of this 2640-nucleotide messenger RNA. Its product is annotated as caffeoylshikimate esterase-like. Bases 273 to 1253 code for a protein of 326 amino acids. The record is from RefSeq and is a predicted model, not a curated record. The transcript is spliced from 7 exons. Gene Ontology annotation, molecular function: lipase activity. Gene Ontology annotation, cellular component: membrane. NCBI's taxonomy places the organism in Eukaryota, Viridiplantae, Streptophyta, Magnoliopsida, Poales, Poaceae.